ACAACACUUGGCUAUAAAAGCAGAACAAGCUUAAACUUAAGACAUUUCCUUCAUUGAGUCGCGACAUGAAGACUUCGUGCUCGAUAUCGAUCAUUUUAGUUGCGUUGUUACUCAGCGCACCUAUUUUCACCUUGUGUUCACAUUCCCAUAAGUUAAAGCGCAGUCAUGGUCUGCCUUUGGAACUACUGGAGAAGACACAGCCAAGAGAUUUUAUAUUUGAUGGAAUUGCCAGGCGUCCUCUGAGCCCCGAAUCAAAGAUACAACCGAAACAUAUCGAUGACUGUGAUGAAGAACCCGUGAAGCCAACAGGGCGUGAUUUGAGUGAGAGGAGGCUGAGCAAGAAACUCGGGGGCUCGAUCGAUGAGCGUUUUUUGUCAGUUUCCAAGCCCGCCCAUAUGUCAGAUAGUCCGCAAGUGGAACGAGUUUCAUUGCGAGGCAUCACGACCUCAGAAAAAGACUUUCUCAGGCAGGUCAUCAGAAACGAGACUGUUCCUUCAAUGGGAGGCAAGGUGUCCAUCUUUAUGGAAAGGUUUCUUAUGAAAUGGCUAAUUCACAAAUCUGACUGUCCAGUGGAACAUACGUGGACAGACCAGGGUAUCUGUUAUUGGCCAAGAUGGAUCUCGAUGGGUCGCUGCAUAGCCAAGCAGUGUUCAUGGCCUCAGGGAAUGUCGUGUGUGGCGUCUGAUCCAAUCGACGUGUACCUAUUGCGAUGGAACUGCCGUACGAACCGAAACAGAAGGAAAGGAAAGAAGACUGGGACUCCUACUGCAGACGUAACGUGUCGGUGGUUAAAAUUUAAGCGUUCUGUAAUUAAUGAUUGUUAUUGUAAGUGCGAUUCUGCUCGAGCUGAUUAAAGAUAGUUUUUCGUGGCUCCGUUGAAUCAAAGUUUAAAAGCAGGCCAAACAAAGUGUGCACAAAAGUUCCAACGAAUACGAUACUUCGUUAACUUAGAUCGUUUAAAACCGUCAAGUUCUUAAUCAUGUCAAAGACGAUGAUGAAGAAUAUUAAUGAAAACAGACAAAAAAACGGAAACCCGAUCGAUUUUGGAUGGGAGGGGACUUUCGUUGUGUAGCAAUAACGUUGCAUUCGUAAUCAUUUUAUGUUUUAUUUUUAACCUCAAAAGGUUUGUUUUGCAAAGCGACAUAUCGAGCGUUCAGAAUCGCAAUUCACUUCGUUUACUGCAUGUUGUCUUUAGUCUUUUUUUCCUUCUUUACCGUAAGGAUUGGUUCGCCGAUGUUUACUUAUAUCUCCAGUAGGGUCCAGUAGUCAAAUUGAAGCCUGUUAGGACUUGUUUGAUAUUGUUUAUAAUAAUAUAAUCAUUAUAUUAUUAUAUUAUAUAUAUUGUCAUUAUAUUGACGAGGGAAACAAGCAUUGAUGACUAGUCAUAGUCAUGUGUAGAGCUUUCUCCUUUGUGAUUUUUUUCACAUAUCAUGUAGAUAUAUCCUUUCCAGAUUAGUUUGCCAUUCCCUGGCGGUAAUAAGCUCAGCUUGUAUUAUUCUAUGUGCCAAGUUCACAGGUAGGCUAAGCAAAUAAACUGGGAUAAGCUUAGAAUUGGCAUUAUUUGACCCCAAGUUUAUACUUUUGUUGCUUUACGAUCAAGUACGUCGUGAAAGAGAUGUCCGGCGUCUUUUUUAUUUGUUCGCAUUAAUGAAAUUUCUUUGGGAAAUUGCAGCUAAACUACCUGUGGUCUAUUUUUCUUUAACAGUCUCCUGAGCAUGGACGCAAAGAAAAUUCUUUUAAAAUUGCAGUUAGAGCGGGAAAGAGGCUGUAUGUUUAUCUUCUCAAGCGGAACACCCUGUCUCGUCCCAGUCUUUUUUCGCUCAAAGCUCCAUCUCGGGAGAUUAAUCAGACUAAGAACAGUUCAAUCUCUUAUGUUUGACAAAGGAUUUAAAGGCUUUAUAUCAAUUUCCUUUAGAGCUAAGUAUUACAGAAUAGGCGAAAGAAGGCCAAUUAUAACCUUAAGCAGUACGUUACUGUGCUAAGGGUUGGGUGAGUGGUGUAUAGAUGUACACGGUUGGCUUUCGUUUGGUAA
Molecule: messenger RNA, 2032 nt
Organism: Pocillopora verrucosa
Lineage: Eukaryota; Metazoa; Cnidaria; Anthozoa; Scleractinia; Pocilloporidae
Product: noggin-2
Biological process (GO): negative regulation of cell differentiation; dorsal/ventral pattern formation; negative regulation of BMP signaling pathway
Source: RefSeq, a predicted model, not a curated record